This is a messenger RNA of Metarhizium album ARSEF 1941, 2421 nucleotides long. RefSeq names its product recombinational repair protein. Gene Ontology annotation, cellular component: nucleus. The coding region runs from base 1 to 2421 and encodes 806 amino acids. Gene Ontology annotation, biological process: double-strand break repair via synthesis-dependent strand annealing; reciprocal meiotic recombination. The record is from RefSeq and is a predicted model, not a curated record. Gene Ontology annotation, molecular function: ATP-dependent chromatin remodeler activity; DNA translocase activity; ATP binding. The transcript is spliced from 2 exons. NCBI's taxonomy places the organism in Eukaryota, Fungi, Ascomycota, Sordariomycetes, Hypocreales, Clavicipitaceae.
AUGGCGCCGACAACAUCCAUCCCCUCUGGUCAGACAGACCAAAAAUUGCGGCCAACGCGUUACACUCCCACUCCGAGUGCUCUUGGCAAGCUAUACAAACCAUUCAAGUGCCCCGGCACAGCUUCUCCUAGGACUUCCUUAUCAGACAGAUCAUCACGUAAACGAAGAAGGAUUGAUUAUUCAGGCACAGAUGGUGAUUCAUCUGAAGACAAAUCGUACACCAACAAUGAUCGUUUAGCGCUUGCAACGCGGGAUGUCAAUAAAUACCCCGUUUACAGAGCGAAAGAGAAGCACCUAGUUUUUCGCAAGGCAUUUUCUGUGCCCCUCAAGGAUAAGAAUACUCCUUCAUACAACCCAAACCGACCGCCUCCCACCUUGGGCUUAAGACAAGGGGCUGUGGUAUCUCCGAAGCCGCUGCACGAUCCGAGUGGCGAGUUCGCAAUCGUGUUAUAUGACCCAACGGUUGAUGGAAAGUCUGAUAACAUUCGGGAGUCCGAGCAGCAGAAUACAACGGAAGACACUCAGAGGCCGCAAUUGGACGCUCCACUAGUCCAUAAAAGCUUGGCGGAAAUUCUAGGCAUCAGAAAAAAGGUGACCAACCAAGAAUGGAAAGUACCUGUUGUGCUAGAUCCAAAGCUCGCGAAGAUUCUUCGACCACAUCAAGUUGAAGGCGUCAAGUUCAUGUAUCGUUGUGUCACUGGAAUGAUUGAAGAGAAGGCGAACGGCUGCAUCAUGGCUGAUGAAAUGGGAUUAGGGAAAACACUUCAAUGCAUAACCCUUAUGUGGACUCUACUUAAACAGUCGCCCGAAGCAGGAAAACCGACAAUACAGAAAGCAAUUGUGGUUUGUCCAGCAAGUUUGGUCAAAAAUUGGGCGAAUGAGCUGACCAAAUGGCUUGGCGCUAAUGCUAUCACGCCAUUUGCUAUUGACGGAAAAGCUUCGAAAGAGGAAUUAACAAGACAGCUCCGACAAUGGGCCAUUGCAUCUGGUCGGUCAGUCACCAGGCCAGUUAUUAUUGUGUCAUACGAAACCCUCAGACUCAAUGUGGAAGAGCUUAAGCACACCAAAAUCGGUUUGCUCUUUUGUGAUGAGGGUCAUCGACUCAAGAAUAGCGACAGUAAUACUUUCAAUGCUCUGAAUAGCCUCGACGUUUCUCGAAGGGUCAUUCUCACGGGAACGCCGAUUCAAAAUGAUCUGACAGAGUACUUUUCCCUUACAAGCUUUGCUAACCCAGAUUUGCUGGGAUCGCGUUUAGAGUUCAGAAAACGCUUCGAAAUCCCGAUUCUUCGUGGGCGGGACGCCGAUGCUUCCGAAUCAGAUCGCCAGCGUGGAGACAAAUGCACAUCAGAGCUUCUCGGAAUAGUGAACAAAUUCCUCAUCCGCAGGACCAACGAUAUACUGUCGAAGUAUUUACCUGUCAAGUACGAACACGUGGUGUUUUGCAGCGUCUCUCCAUUUCAACAGAGCCUGUAUAAUUACUUCAUCACGAGCCCCGAUAUCCAGGCUUUGCUCAGAGGGAAAGGGAGUCAACCAUUGAAAGCCAUCAAUAUCUUGAAGAAACUAUGCAAUCAUCCGGAUUUGCUAAAUUUGAAUGACGACCUGCCUGGUUCUGAAAGCUGUUUUCCUUCUGAUUACGUGCCGAAAGAGGCCCGUGGUCGAGACCGUGACGUCAGGCCUGAGUACUCGGGGAAGAUGAUGGUAUUAGACCGGAUGCUGGCUCGGAUACGACUAGAUACCAACGACAAAAUUGUGCUGAUCAGCAACUAUACAUCGACAUUAGAUCUGUUCGAGCGCCUGUGCCGGUCUCGUCAGUAUGGGUGUCUACGGUUAGAUGGCACGAUGAAUGUGAACAAGCGCCAGAGACUCGUGGAUCGCUUCAAUGACCCGAAUGGCGACGAAUUCGUAUUCCUGCUUAGCAGUAAGGCGGGCGGUUGCGGUAUCAACUUGAUAGGAGCAAACCGCCUGGUACUCUUUGAUCCCGAUUGGAACCCUGCCGCCGACCAACAAGCGUUGGCCCGAGUCUGGCGUGAUGGCCAGAAAAAGGACUGCUUCGUUUAUCGUUUUAUUGCAACUGGUACGAUCGAAGAGAAGAUCUUUCAACGUCAAUCACACAAGCAAAGUUUAUCGUCCUGUGUUGUCGACUCGGCGGAAGACGUUGAAAGACACUUCUCCCUCGACAGCUUGCGAGAGCUGUUUCAGUAUCGGCCAAACACCACGAGCGAUACGCAUGACACGUUUAAAUGCAAAAGAUGCAAGCCAGACGGUAAGCAACACGUCAAGGCUCCAGCAAUCCUGUACGGAGACACAAGCACCUGGAACCAUUUUGUGAAUAGGUGUCUGCAGUCGAUUCAAGAUCUGCUUUUGAGACAGGAGCAUGGCUUGGGUGAGGUUUCAGCAGUUUUUCAGUACAUAUCACACUAG